CGUUCCCUUGACUUCCGGUGUCGUGUUUUGGGCGAGUUGGCGGCCCAGGAGGAGGAGGAGGAGGUCUUCUCUCUUUGAGAGGCGCCAUGGCCGACAGCGCAGCCUCGACCCUCGCCGAGUCAGGCUGGUACCUGUCAGAUGAAGGAAUCGAAGCUUGCACAAAUUCAUCUGAUAAAGUCAACAUAAAUGAUAUUAUCCUGAUUGCACUUAAUACAGACUUAAGAGCCAUUGGAAAGAAGUUCCUCCCCAGUGAUAUCAAUGGUGGAAAGUUGGAAAAGCUAGAAGGCCCAUGUGUGCUGCAGAUCCAAAAAGUUCGUAAUAUAGCUGCACCAAAGGACAAUGAGGAAUCUCAGGCUGCUCCCAGAAUGCUGCGCUUGCAGAUGACUGAUGGGCACACAAGCUGCACUGCAAUAGAAUAUAAAUACAUGUCCAAAAUAAGUCUGAACACUCCUCCUGGAACCAAAAUUAAAUUAUUGGGAAUUGUGGAAAUGAAAAAUGGCUUCCUUCUUCUGGAUGAGAGCAACACAGUAAUUCUUGGAGGUGAAGUGGAACAUCUUAUAGAAAAGUGGGAGUUACAAAGGAGCUUAUCAAAACACAACAGAAGUAACAUAGGAACAGAAGGUGGCCCUCCUCCCUUUGUGCCUUUUGGGCAGGUUGAUGAAAAGGCUCUCAAACACAUAACAGAAAUGGGUUUCAGCAAAGAAGCAGCAAGGCAGGCAUUAAUGGAUAAUAGCAACAACCUUGAAGCUUCAUUAAAUUUUCUUCUGAACAGCAAUAAGCAAAUGACUGUUCAAGGACCACCCAUUAGAGGGAAAGGAAAAGGCAGAGGCCGAAUACGGCCUGAAGAUGAAGAGGAAUUGGGAAAUGGCAGGCCAUCUGCUCCAAGCACAUUGUUUGAUUUCCUGGAGUCUAAAAUGGGUACUCUUGCAGUAGAAGAACCAAAGCUACAGACAUCAUUGCAUCAGCAGGGACAACACAGAGUAUUAAAUGCUGAGCAAAAUGGCAUAAAAAUAUAUAACCAUCAAAGGCAUAUUCCUCGAAAUGAAAACAGGCAGCCAAGGAAUGAGAAACCACCACGUUUUCAGAGGGACAGUCAGAAUUCAAGGCAUGUCAUGGAGGGAAGUGGAUUAUUGAGAGCCAGAGCUUCUGAAAGACAAAACUCUUUGGGCCCUGAUCAAUGGACUGAAGAGAGAAGCAAGUGUGAUAGACUUUAUCCUCGAAAAGAUCUUGCAUAUCCAGCACCUGUUCACCCUGGUGACUUUCAUUUCAAGAGGAGGGACAACGCUAUACAAAACAGACAGGGAAAAGUUAUGUCGUUUAUGGAGAAUUCUGCUAGUCAAGAUCCAGCUGAUAACAAUAACCAGAAGCAGGGAAAUAGGGAAACCCAGAUACACCAUCCUGAAAACUUAUAUGACAGGAAAACACCAAUGCUAGCAAAUGAAACUUUCACCAGUUUAAAAAAUGAGCAGCAUUUUGGUAUGAACAUAGAUUACCAAAAUUCUGCUAGAACUGAUCGUUUUAGUUCUGUACCAAAUGGUGAUUUGGAACAUUUUCAGAAAGGAAGGAGAGUUGGACCUAUUAAAAUGCCUGCACCCAAUGCAACAACACCUUUCGAUGUUAAAAUGUGUUAUGAUAUUGGGCCCAAAAAAAGAUCUGGGCCUAUCAAACCAGAUAAAAUCUUGGAACCAUCUAAUUCAGGAGAGUAUGGGAAAAACUGGCAACCAGGAGAUGAAUGUUUUGCUCUUUACUGGGAAGACAACAAGUUUUAUCGGGCAGAAAUUGAAGCUCUUCAUUCCUCUGGGACAACUGCAGUUGUUAAAUUCUGUGAUUACGGAAAUUAUGAAGAGGUGUUACUAAGCAACAUCAGGCCCAUUCAAGCUGAUACCUGGGAUGAGGAAGAAAUGGGUUAUGAACAAACUUUAGAAUUCCGCAGAGGUGGUGAUGGUCAACCUCGGCGAUCAACACGGCCCACUCAACAGUUUUAUCAACCUCCAAGAGCUAGGAACUGAUCAAAGGUGUUUGUUGCGGCAAAACCUCUUGACGUUCUGUUCAGUGCUCAAGAUGUCUCACUUUGACUCAAGGAUGGCACUUGACAACAAAAACAGGGAGGACAAAAUAUAUCCCAUGAGAGACAUUUUUUUUAGUUCCAUGAUGCUAAACUUUUUUCAUACAAGGAUCCCAUUGUUAAUACUGCCAUCAAUAAAAGACAUCAUGCUUUA
This is a messenger RNA of Sceloporus undulatus (fence lizard), 2219 nucleotides long. It is a transcript of the gene TDRD3, whose product is annotated as tudor domain containing 3. Lineage: Eukaryota; Metazoa; Chordata; Lepidosauria; Squamata; Phrynosomatidae. Gene Ontology annotation, cellular component: nucleus. The coding region runs from base 87 to 2009 and encodes 640 amino acids. Gene Ontology annotation, molecular function: protein binding. The record is from RefSeq and is a predicted model, not a curated record. The transcript is spliced from 12 exons.